AAAAGCUUUUUACAGGCAACACCCACCCACCCACUCCCCUCCUCUCCUCUUCCCAAACCCCCACCACCACCCAAAAAAAAAAGAAGCUUAUUACCCAAAAAGAAAUACCCCUAAAUUUCUGACAGGAAAAAAAUGGUUCGUGGAGGCGUGAAGUGUGUGAAGUAUUUGCUGUUCAUCUUUAAUUUCCUCUUCUGGCUUGCAGGAUCUGCAGUUCUAGCCAUCGGACUAUGGCUUCGUUUGGAUCCACAGACAAAGGGCAUGUUUGAAAUUGAAUCGACACCUUCCACUUUCUACACAGGAGUUUACAUCCUGAUUGGUGCUGGUGCGGUGAUGAUGGUGGUUGGCUUCCUCGGAUGUUGUGGAGCGAUUCAGGAAUCUCAGUGCAUGCUGGGCUGUUUCUUUCUGUGUCUCCUAGUUAUAUUUGCAGUUGAAAUUGCAGCUGGAAUAUGGGGCUUCAUGAACAAAUCUAAGAUUACUGAAGAGCUGAAGGACUUCUACACUGCAACGUACACUGAGUAUCUCAAGGAUCAGACGGAUGCUUUAAAGGCUGCCUUGGUAGCAAUGAACAGUGGGAUGAAAUGUUGUGGACUUGGUGGCGCUAUUGAAUUAUUAGUUCGAGAAACCUGCCCUGCAACGGAUUCGAGUGGUUUAAGUGGCGUGAUUGAAGCUUUACAAAGAAAGUCUUGCCUCGUGGCUAUUGACGAAGUUUUCGGCAGCAAACUUUAUAUCGUUGGAGCAGUUGGAAUUGGCAUUGGAUUAGUCAUGAUUUUCGGAAUGAUUUUCAGCAUGGUGUUAUGCUGUGCUAUUCGCAACAGCAAAGAAAUGAUCUAAAGAUCAAGCUUAUACUUGUAGUGCCAUUGACAUGAUAUUAACUUGCCUGUUAUUAUUUUUUUUGCUUUUUUGUUUAAAUUCAGUUAACUAUAGCAAAACAAUUUUUUUCCACUUUUUUGUAUUUAAAGUUUAAAGGUAAAUUCUGGAUAAUUUAACUUUUUUAAAAAAAAAUUAUUGCAUUUGUUCAAUUUAGUGUUUAACAAGUUAAGAAAAGGAAGGCUUCAGGUCUGAAAUUUUACAAGGUCUCAACCUUUCAACCAUUGCCCGAACAGGGUGUAUAGAGAAGAAGUGCAGAAUUUGAGGCGAGUGGGAGUAGGGAAUCAGUUUUUUUUUGUUAGUUUGAGAAUUGUAAGAAAAUAAACUAUUUUCAAAUUAAGAAUUUUCCAAAAAUCUGUAUAAACCCCAAAUUAAGAUGCCGAUUCAUGAGACCAUGGGACAUUUCAGACCGAACAAACUUUCCUUGUAACUCUUCAGUAAGUUUUAAGGUAUUUUUUCUUUGUUCUAACGAAGUUUUAGUGGUUGUAGUCGAUAUAAACGUGGCCCAGAAAGAUGCUGCACUAGUUCAAAGUUAACUAGUCUUGAGAUGAUUUCACAAUUGUGAUGGAUCGAAAGAGCAAAUUUCUGUUGAAUCUUGGGUUCCCUUACCCCCGAGUGUAGUAUAUCCUUUAAAAUAUUUUGAUUCUAUCAAAGCAGAAAUACAAAUUGUAGAUAAUCUGAUUUCUUUGGAAAAAAUAAAGUUUAAAAUUGGACC
Messenger RNA from Callorhinchus milii (elephant shark), 1582 nucleotides. It is a transcript of the gene cd9, whose product is annotated as CD9 molecule. Gene Ontology annotation, cellular component: membrane. The record is from RefSeq and is marked provisional. NCBI's taxonomy places the organism in Eukaryota, Metazoa, Chordata, Chondrichthyes, Chimaeriformes, Callorhinchidae.